Molecule: messenger RNA, 1781 nt
Organism: Microtus ochrogaster (prairie vole)
Lineage: Eukaryota; Metazoa; Chordata; Mammalia; Rodentia; Cricetidae
Gene: Bscl2
Product: BSCL2 lipid droplet biogenesis associated, seipin
Biological process (GO): lipid droplet organization; lipid storage
Cellular component (GO): endoplasmic reticulum membrane
Source: RefSeq, a predicted model, not a curated record
CUAAUGGACCUGAAGCGGAAGCAGGCUCCCCUCUUAAAUGGGGUGGUCUGGGCCUGUGACAGCCCCUGCAAUAGAGUCUGUACCCGCUGCGGGAGACCCUGCUCAUUUGAAAGUCUGACAUCAGCUGGACUGCUCCCCCCACAACCCUGACACAGCACUCAGCACCUGAAUCUUCGUUUCUUUCACAGUGGCCCUCCAUUCUGCAGAUCCAGGAAAAUGUGACGCUCUACAAGUGAUCAUCUUCUAGGUCACCACAUUCUAGCACAAGUGACUUGAGUGGGGCGAUCCAGGGCAGCAGAGGUAACCAUCAGGAAGAUAUCUAAAGAUAUGAUACAGCAAAGAAGAGAAGCUGGGGGAAAAGAGACAUGCAGAGACCAGAUCAAAAAAGGAUCAGAUAAAGAGGAGGAACCUCCAGCUGCCCUAUCCCAUGGCCAAGGGUAUCGUCCCUGUGGAAGACCAGCCAGGAGCUCAAAGCCUGAAGCUGGGGGCAGAUCCUCUGCUGUCCCCAUCAUGGUCAAUGACCCACCAGUACCUGCCUUACUGUGGGCCCAGGAAGUAGGCCAUGUCUUGGCAGGCCGUGCCCGCAGGCUGUUGCUGCAGUUUGGGGUGCUCUUCUGCACCGUCCUCCUCUUGCUUUGGGUGUCUGUGUUCCUCUAUGGCUCUUUCUACUACUCCUACAUGCCGACUGUCAGCCACCUGAGUCCCGUGCAUUUCCACUACCGGACAGACUGUGAUUCCUCCACCGCUUCACUCUGCUCCUUCCCUGUUGCCAAUGUCUCACUGGCUAAGAGUGGACGCGAUCGGGUGCUGAUGUAUGGACAGCCAUAUCGAGUCACCUUAGAGCUUGAAAUGCCAGAGUCCCCCGUGAAUCAAGACUUGGGCAUGUUCUUAGUCACCGUUUCAUGCUAUACCAGAGGUGGCCGAAUCGUCUCUACUUCUUCACGCUCAGCGAUGCUGCACUACCGCUCCCAGCUGCUCCAGAUACUUGACACACUGGUGUUCUCCAGCCUCCUGUUGUUUGGCUUUGCUGAGCAGAAGCAGCUCCUGGAGGUAGAACUCUACUCGGACUACAGGGAGAAUUCGUAUAUGCCCACAACUGGAGCAGUUAUUGAGAUUCACAGCAAGCGCAUCCAGAUGUAUGCAGCGUACCUCCGCAUCCAUGCCCACUUCACUGGGCUCAGGUACCUGCUGUACAACUUCCCUGUGACCUGCGCCUUUGUGGGUGUCGCCAGCAACUUCACGUUCCUCAGCAUCAUCGCGCUCUUCAGCUACAUGCAGUGGGUGUGGGGGGGCAUCUGGCCCCGACACCGAUUCGCUUUGCAGGUUAAUAUCCGACAAGGGGAUAGCUCACGACAGGGUGCCCAGCGUCGCAUUGCUCGCCAUCAGUCAGGCCGGGAGGAGCCUACCCAGCGGCCAGGCAUGACAGAGGAUGGUGAAAGCCCUGAAGAUCCCGCAGGAACAGAGGGCCAGCUGUCUGAGGAAGAGAAACCACAUCGACAGCCCCUGAAUGGAGAGGAGAAGCAAGAGCCAGAGGCUAGUGAUGGUUCAGGCUCCUGGGAAGAUGCAGCUUUGCUGACAGAGGCCAACCUGCCUACCUCUGCCUCCACCUCCACCUCUGCCCUUUCCCCUGAGACUCUGGGUAGCCGGGAACCUUCUGCGGGCACCAUCAGGCAGCGACCAACAUGCUCCAGUUCCUGAACAAAAAGACUCCUCACAUUCCAGCGCUUCCCCGUCUGACCCUUCUCCCCUUGUCGUCCCCUUAAUAAACUAUUUUGUGUGAA